Molecule: messenger RNA, 498 nt
Organism: Saccharomyces mikatae IFO 1815
Lineage: Eukaryota; Fungi; Ascomycota; Saccharomycetes; Saccharomycetales; Saccharomycetaceae
Gene: PAM18
Product: Pam18p
Exons: 1
Coding region: 1-498 (165 amino acids)
Biological process (GO): protein import into mitochondrial matrix
Cellular component (GO): PAM complex, Tim23 associated import motor
Molecular function (GO): ATPase activator activity
Source: RefSeq, a predicted model, not a curated record
AUGAGUUCUCAAGGCAAUACCGCUAACUCUAUUGACGCACCACAGCUGCCCAUUCCUGGUCAACCUAAUGGCUCUGCCAAUGUUAAUGUUAGCGGGGCUGGUUUUGAUGCCGGUGUCCAGGGUGGUAAAAAGACCGGAAUGGACCUUUAUUUUGACCAAGCUUUGAAUUAUAUGGGGGAACACCCUGUCAUAACAGGAUUUGGGACCUUUUUAACUUUAUACUUCACAGCAGGUGCAUAUAAAUCGAUAUCUAGAGGGCUCAACGGCGGCAAGUCUACCACUGCGUUCUUGAAGGGUGGAUUCGACCCAAAAAUGAAUUCUAAAGAGGCUCUACAAAUUUUAAAUCUAACAGAAAACACAUUGUCCAAAAAAAAGUUGAAAGAAGUUCAUAGGAGAAUCAUGUUAGCCAACCAUCCAGACAAAGGCGGUUCUCCAUUUUUGGCAACCAAGAUAAACGAAGCAAAAGAUUUUUUGGAAAAAAGGGGUAUUAGCAAAUGA